This is a messenger RNA of Penaeus vannamei (Pacific white shrimp), 985 nucleotides long. RefSeq names its product ladderlectin. The record is from RefSeq and is a predicted model, not a curated record. NCBI's taxonomy places the organism in Eukaryota, Metazoa, Arthropoda, Malacostraca, Decapoda, Penaeidae.
UACAACGAAAGUCUAUUCUGUUCUAUUACAGAGAAAAGGGAAUAUGAAGUUUCUCUUAGUGAUUAUUGCUUCAUGUGCAAUGCUCUGCGCUGCGCAAGUGACCAACCCAUGUCCCACGGGUUAUGAGGUCUUCUGGUAUGACUCAACAAGCCCCGUGUGUAUUAAGUUCGCCAUGUACGCCAAAGGGACCUGGGAAAACCUAAGAGCGAUGUGCCAGGCAGAGGGCGCUGAUCUGGCUGUGUUAAAAGACAGCCUUCAUUAUCAAGUUGUCCAGUAUAUCAAUAGUCAUCCAGAUCUCAUGGACGAAGCUUUCUGGAUCGGCGGAACAGAUGAGGCUCAGGAGGGAAACUGGGUCUGGGCAGUCAACAACGAGGCAAUGGACAUGCUCACCCCUCCUUGGUACCCAGGGCAGCCCAACCACGGCACGGCUGCGAAUUAUGCCUGCCUCUAUACACCCGACUUCAUGUUCCACAGCUGCGACAACGACAGGAAAAUUUACGCUCUUUGUCAGAUCUAAAUUGGUGUUAUAUUCCGAUAUUUUCCUUCUUUUCUCCAUUCUUCUCGCUUUUCCUGCAUCAAGUUCAGUUAAGUGUAGAUCCAUAGACGUAUCUAGUACAUAUACGUAAAACAAGCAAAAGAAGAUAGAAAUGCGACAAAGACGACGAUAAUAAUAACUAACAGAGAGCCAGACAGAUGCAAUCUACUAACUCAGCGGCUGAUGGCACAACCUCUAUUUAUGUAGGCUAUACAUAAAGUUAAUAUAUAUCUUGCAUUGUGGAUAUAUUCCUUCUGGUUUAUGCCUUAUUUCCUUUUCUCUCCGGGGCUCCAUCACAUUACAUUUGGUACGCGGAGCAAGGGAAGGUUACAAAGAAAGUUUAAACAAUAGGUUUACGUUAAUGGACACGAUGUGUAAAUUAUCCAUUCAGUAUGUAGAGUUUGCACUAUUGUAAAAUCUUUGUUGUAGCUUCGCAAAACCAAUAAAUAU